Molecule: messenger RNA, 2430 nt
Organism: Chara braunii
Lineage: Eukaryota; Viridiplantae; Streptophyta; Charophyceae; Charales; Characeae
Source: the annotation of a GenBank genome assembly
GCCGAACUUUGGUCCCGGCCCUUCAACGGAGACAUUGGUCAUGACAGGCAGCGUAUCUAAACAACAAAUCCCAGUCAAUGGACAGGAUCGACGGUGGAUAAAGGGGAAGGAGGCUGUUUGGUGGUCUGUGAGUGGAAAUGCAACAUUGCCAAGAAUUGGGCCACUUGUUCUACACCUCGUCUUGAUGUCUCAGCCUAAUGUGAUGGGAGACUUGAAGGAACGAGUUGCGCAUGGAAUGUGUGCAAUGGCGUAUCCUCCGGGCUUCCUGGUUAUUCCGAUGAGGUCGGCGGCAGUGCACCCAUUCUCAACUACCAACCUCCUUGUGUUUGACCCACCGAGAGAGAACACUGCUGGGAAGGUACAUGAGAUGUAUUUGGCCAAGGAUGCGGUUGGCGUUCCCCCAGUAUCGGCCAUGGAUCGAAGUCAGAGCAACAAUGGUGUACUGACGGAGGUGAACGGUGACUGCCUAGUGGUCGAUCCUGGAGCUAUGCCUGGCAUUGCUCAGCAACAGCUGGCAACGAUUAUUAACGCACUCGAAGGGCAGCUUUUAGUGUUUCUCACCCAUCAUCACCGCGAUCAUGUGGAAGGUCUGAGCAUAAUUGAACAGCACAAACCUGAAGCACUGGUGCUGGGACACAAGGAAACUCUACGUCGGAUUGGGAAUGUUGGCAGAAAGCUUGUUAAGCACUGUGUCGGGCGCGGAACGUCAAUCACGAUCAGGAACGAGACACUCCUCGUUGUUCCAGCUGCGGGACACACGAUUGGACACUUGGCUCUCUUCCAUGUGCCCACUAGAAUACUGGUUGCAGGGGACCAUUGUACAGGGGAAGGAACAAUUUUGUUGGAUGACCGCAGUGGGGGGGAUAUGGAGGAUUAUGGGAACACAACAAUUAUGUUCAUGGAUUUGCAAGCCAGGGUGCUGAUCCCCAUGCACGGGCAACCAUCAUUUUGUCCAGGGGUCAUGCUCAGAAUGUACAGGAAGCAUCCGAUUGACAGGGAGUCGAGAAUACUGUCGGCAAUCCGGAGAGGAGCAAACACUGUGUACACCAUCGUUGCAGAUGCGUACGCCGACACCCCGGUUCCGAGAUGGCCUUCCGCGGGCAGGAAUGUUCUGCUACAUGUUAAGCUGCUCCACAAGAAGGAGAGGUUGCCCGAGGCAAGCGAGAGGGCCGUGAAAGUCUGUCUGUACUUUGAUGUAUGUAUUCUGGUAAACUUUUGGCUGAGUUAACAUCCACUUCACCCGCCGCCGACCGCACCUCCAUUCGUGGAUGAGAGCAUUGACGACCUGGUACUUUGAAGGAUAUGCAAGCUAUCAUUGUUUGGACAGCUGGGGAUUCCGCGGUACGCAUGUGUUAGGGAACUGCUCCCGGUGGAGUUCAAACGAAGUCAGGUCUGCAUUCUGUAAGUUCCAACGGUGUAGGUCUUCCGACUGAGCUGUUAACAUGUGCAAUGGUACUGGGUGGGGCGAUCAGCGCUUCGGCGACUUCUUGGGUCCGAAUUCACGGGCGCUCCGCGGAACCGGAAUCGCAGUCGACCAGCUGCAGAAGGAAGUUCACUGCUGGCAAAUUUGUCAUGUUGCGAUUUCCGGCGAUCUGAUGUGAUGCGCUGUCGCAACCGGAGUCCAUAUGACUGUUCAUGAUGAUGAUGAGGAAGAGCAACAUGGGUGAACCCUCCUCUGACAGUUCAUACGACCGUUCAUGAUAGUUCAUAGUAGUAGCUUCAUACGACCGGUCAUGAUGUGGAGGAGGAGGAGCACGGGUGAACCCCCCCCUGACACUCUUUAGCUAGAACUUAGAAGCUUUUAGGUGCGCCUUUCUGGCAAAUUUGUUAUGUUGCGAUUUUUGGCGAGCUGAUGUGCUGCUCUGUCGCAACCGGAGUCCAUAUGACAGUUCAUGAUGAUGAUGAGGAGGAGGAGCAACACUGGUUAUCCCCCUGACGCCGCUGACGGUCUUUCAGUUAGGAGGAUUGUGUUUCGCUGAGCUCGCUGAGCUUUUACGGGUUCCCUUUCGUCCCUACUGUUGUGGCGGUGGUGUGGACGCGACCACGUGUAUAAGAGGUAUAAGCAAAUUUGGCUUGCCAUAUAGUCAUGCUUAUGGAAUGGCAACAUAACCAUGGGUCAUCCUAAACAGAGCAGGAGAUGGUUCGGGGGUUUUGGUGACAGGCGAUGGCUGGGGCCCAUGCUUUUUAAUGUCCCAGUUGAGGGCUUCAGGUUGACGGACGUCGAAAAUAGAAUUAAGGUCCUCUCAUUUUCUGUUGUGGCCCUUGUGGGGGUGUGUGUGUCCACCCCGACUGCAAGGCUAAAGGCAGUUUGUGGAUUAUCCCAAUGGAGUAGUGGGGAUAAGAAGGUAGUACUGCGCUUUUGCAUCGUUUAGUUCAGGUUGUGCUUUUCCCAGAACACCCCAACCAAUGUAAUGAAAUGCAUAAGAAUGU